This is a messenger RNA of Lathyrus oleraceus (garden pea), 462 nucleotides long. RefSeq lists its product as uncharacterized. The transcript has a single exon. Gene Ontology annotation, biological process: proteolysis. Bases 1 to 462 code for a protein of 153 amino acids. Gene Ontology annotation, molecular function: aspartic-type endopeptidase activity. Lineage: Eukaryota; Viridiplantae; Streptophyta; Magnoliopsida; Fabales; Fabaceae. The record is from RefSeq and is a predicted model, not a curated record.
AUGCCCUCUUACGCCAAGUUCUUAAAGGAAACCCUAUCCAAUAAAAAGAAACUUGAAGAUGACGAGACAGUGGCACUCACUGCAGAGUGUAGUGCCAUUAUCCAAAACAACAUGCGCAUGAAGCUGAAAGACCCUGGUAGUUUUUUUAUUCCGUAUGUUAUAGGCAAGUUUGUCACCGACAAGGCACUUUGUGACUUAGGAGCUAGCGUGAGCCCAAUACCUCUUUCGAUUUGUGAAAAGCUAAACUUAGGAGACUUGAUACCUACGAGACUGUCCCUCCAAUUGACCGAUCACUCAGUUAAAUACCUUGUGGGAAUGCUGGAAAAUAUUCUAGUACGCAUUGGACAAUUCUAUAUCCCUACAUACUUCAUAGUAAUGGAUAUAAAGGAAGACUCUAAUAUACCUACCAUAUUAGAUAGACCUUUCUUAUCCACUGUCGGUGCGAUAAUAGAUGUAAAAUGA